GCUGACAGCAGGCUCCCGGGUCCCCGCCCAGUCCCCUCGCCGGAGGGACACACCCCCGCCCCUCCUCUGCUCCGCCUGUUCCCGCCGGACCCACCGGGCGGCGGAGAGAGCGGGCGGGCGAGCGAGCCGGAGAGCGGCGGCGCGGGAGGGAAGGGGAGCGCGGCAGGCCCAAAGGGAGCCGCCCGGGGCGCACAGAGCCCGCGUGCCCUCCGGGACCGCCCCGGCCAGUGCAGUAUCCGUGGGCACCGGAGCCCGGGCAGCGGCGCACCGGGCCGAAGUGGCGGGUGGCCCGGGCGACCCUGGAAGCAGGGGAAGGAGCCGGAGCCCGGACGGGAUGAGAAGGUGACGCCGCCGGGGGGCGCCACUCGCUUUGUGGGAAGAUGCUCGCCUACUGCGUGCAAGAUGCCACCGUGGUGGACGUGGAGAAGCGGAGGAACCCCUCCAAGCACUACGUGUACAUCAUCAAUGUGACCUGGUCCGACUCCACGUCCCAGACCAUCUACCGGAGGUACAGCAAGUUCUUUGACCUGCAGAUGCAGCUUUUGGACAAGUUUCCCAUCGAAGGUGGACAGAAGGACCCCAAGCAGAGAAUCAUUCCCUUCCUCCCAGGCAAAAUCCUCUUCCGGAGAAGCCACAUCCGGGACGUAGCCGUGAGGAGGCUGAAGCCCAUCGACGAGUACUGCCGGGCGCUGGUCCGGCUGCCUCCCCACAUUUCACAGUGUGACGAAGUCUUCCAGUUCUUCGAGGCCCGACCAGAGGACGUCAACCCCCCAAAAGAGGACUAUGGCAGUUCCAAGAGGAAAUCAGUGUGGCUCUCCAGCUGGGCCGAGUCUCCCAAAAAGGACGUGACAGGUGCCGACACCAGCGCCGAGCCCAUGAUCCUGGAACAGUACGUGGUGGUGUCCAACUAUAAGAAGCAGGAGAACUCGGAGCUGAGCCUCCAGGCCGGGGAGGUGGUGGAUGUCAUUGAGAAGAACGAAAGCGGCUGGUGGUUCGUGAGCACCUCCGAGGAGCAGGGCUGGGUCCCUGCCACCUACCUGGAGGCCCAGAAUGGUACUCGAGAUGACUCAGACAUCAACACCUCCAAGACUGGGGAAGUGUCCAAGAGACGCAAGGCCCAUCUGCGGCGCCUGGAUCGCCGGUGGACCCUGGGCGGGAUGGUCAACAGGCAGCACAGCCGAGAGGAGAAGUAUGUCACUGUGCAGCCUUACACCAGCCAAAGCAAGGACGAGAUUGGCUUUGAGAAGGGCGUCACUGUGGAGGUGAUCAGGAAGAAUUUGGAGGGCUGGUGGUACAUCAGAUACCUGGGCAAAGAAGGCUGGGCACCAGCAUCCUACCUGAAGAAGGCCAAGGAAGACCUGCCAGCACGGAAGAAGAACCUGGCGGGCCCAGUGGAGAUCAUCGGGAACAUCAUGGAGAUCAGCAACCUGCUGAACAAAAAGGCAUCGGGGGACAAAGAGACUCCACCAGCCGAAGGCGAGGGCCCGGAGGCCCCCGUCGCCAAGAAGGAGAUCAGCCUGCCCAUCCUCUGCAACGCCUCCAACGGCAGCGCCCUGGCGGUCCCCGAGAGGACCGUCUCCAAGCUGGCCCAGAGCUCCCCGGCCGUCGCCAGGAUUGCCCCUCAGAGGGCCCAGAUCAGCUCGCCGAACCUCAGGACUAGGCCUCCCCCUCGCCGAGAAUCCAGCCUGGGGUUCCAGCUGCCGAAGCCACCAGAGCCCCCUUCUGUUGAGGUGGAGUACUACACCAUUGCCGAAUUCCAGUCGUGCAUUUCUGACGGGAUCAGCUUUCGGGGUGGACAGAAGGCAGAGGUCAUCGACAAGAACUCAGGUGGCUGGUGGUACGUGCAGAUCGGUGAGAAGGAGGGCUGGGCCCCCGCGUCCUACAUCGACAAGCGCAAGAAGCCCAACCUGAGCCGCCGUACGAGCACACUGACCCGGCCCAAGGUGCCCCCCCCGGCGCCCCCCAGCAAGCCCAAGGAGGCUGAGGAGGGUCCGGCGGGCACUAGUGAGAGCCAGGGCUCCCCGCUGAAGCUCAAGUAUGAGGAGCCUGAGUAUGACAUCCCUGCCUUUGGCUUCGACUCGGAGCCAGAGCUGAGUGAGGAGCCCGCGGAGGACAGAGGCUCGGGGGACAAGCGGCCGGCCCAGCCCCGCAGGCCCUCGCCCGCCUCCUCGCUGCAGCGGGCCCGCUUCAAGGUCGGCGGGUCCUCGGAGGACGUGGCCCCGGAAGAGGAGACCAUCUACGAGAACGAGGGCUUCCGGCCGUGUGCAGAGGACACCCUGUCCGCCGGACGUUCCUCCCGGGGCAGCGACUCCCCGGGGGACUCCCCGCUGUCCCUUGCCAGGAAGAACUCCCCCAAAUCAGACUCCCCCAAGUCCUCCUCUCUCCUGAAGCUCAAGGCAGAGAAGAACGCCCAGGCGGAGCUGGGGAAGAACCACUCCUCAGCCUCCUUCUCCUCGUCCAUCACCAUCAACACCACCUGCUCCUCCUCCUCCUCGUCCUCCUCCUUGUCCAAGCACAGCAGCGACCUGAAGCCCCGUUCCGCCUCGGAUGCAGGCAUCCGCGGCACGCCCAAGGUCGGGGCGAAGAGGGACGCCGACCUGAAGGCAGGACUGACCUCCUGUGCCCGGGCCAAGCCGUCGGUCCGGCCCAAGCCGUUCCUGAACAGAGCGGAGUCCCCCAGCCAAGAGAAGAUGGACAUCAGCACUUUGCGGCGCCAGCUGAGACCCACGGGCCAGCUCCGGGGGGGCCUCAAGGGCUCCAAGAGUGAGGAUUCAGAGCUGCCCCCCCAGGCGGCCUCCGAGGGUCCCAACGAGGGGUCCAGGAGAGGCUCGGCUGACAUCAUCCCCCUCCCGGCGGCCGCGUCCCCACGUCCCACCAAGAAGGGGCGGGAAGGGCAGGCCACCUCCUACACCACGUGCAGCGCCUACCAGAAGGUCCAGGACUCCGAGAUCAGUUUCCCCGCAGGCGUGGAGGUGCAGGUGCUUGAGAAGUUGGAGAGCGGCUGGUGGUAUGUGAGGUUUGGGGAGCUGGAGGGCUGGGCCCCUUCCCAUUACUUGGUGCCGGGUGAGAACGAGCCGCCGGACCCCGCUGGCAAAGAGCCAGACGCGGUAGCCGCCAAGGGCAAGCAGGAGGGCAAGUCAGACAGCCUGGAGAAGAUCGAGAGGCGGGUGCAAGCGCUGAACACCGUCAACCAGAGCAAGCGGGCCACGCCCCCCAUCCCCUCCAAGCCCCCCGGGGGCUUCGGCAAGACUCCGGGGGCCGGGGUGGUGAAAAUGAGGAAUGGCGUUCGGCAGGUGGCGGUGCGGCCCCAGUCGGUGUUCGUGUCCCCACCCCCCAAGGACAACAACCUGUCCUGCGCCCUUCGGAGGAACGAGUCGCUCACAGCCACCGACGGCCUCCGAGGCGUCCGCCGGAACUCCUCCUUCAGCGCCGCCCGCUCCGCUGCCGCGGAGGCCAAGGGCCGCCUGCCCGAGCGGGCCGCCAGCCAGGGCUCAGACACGCCUCUGCUGCCCACGCAGCGCAAUGGCAUCCCUGUGUCCCCCGUGCGCCCCAAGCCCAUCGAGAAGUCCCAGUUCAUCCACAACAAUCUCAAAGACGUGUACGUCUCGAUCGCGGACUAUGAGGGGGACGAGGAGACGGCGGGCUUCCAGGAGGGUGUGUCCAUGGAGGUCCUGGAGAGGAACCCCAACGGCUGGUGGUACUGCCAGAUCCUGGACGGGGCGCGGCCCUUCAAAGGCUGGGUGCCCUCCAACUACCUGGAAAAAAAGAACUAACUAACGGGGAAGGGUCCUUCCAGCCUGAGGGUGGAUGGGGGUGGAGCAAAGACAAUAGGGGAAGGGAAAACGGGAGGGGGGUGGGGGGAGGGCUACAUUGAACCCUGCAGAAGGGGUGACCUCAAGGAUACUCCCCUCCGGGCUGUCCCCCAGCUGGAAGGUAAGGUCCAGCGGAGGCCCACCUUCAGCAGGAGGCCUGGGCCCAGAGGUGAGACAGCGGAGCCCCACGCGUGCACCGUGGUGGCUUCGCUGGUGGGCUCGGUGCCACUGGGGACAGGCCCCGUGGGCAACCCCAGCCGGGCGGGGCCAUGGCUGCAGACCUGGGAAAGAUGUGGUCGAAGGGGCCUCCUGUGCCCUGCCCUCGGGCAGCCCUGUUCCUGUUGUUGGCACCUCGUCACCAGAGGUGGCCCUCGUAUCGUCCUCACCUGUCAUCGUGAAUUGUGCUGGUUGCCCAGGGAUCACCGCCACCCACCACCGGUGGUCGGGCAGAAGACACCGCUGGCUUUGAGGCUUGGACACGUGUCCUAUGAGCUCCACCUGCCCCUGGCCAGGCCACUGUCAGUGUCCGCUCGUUGAAGAAAAAGCAGUUCCCCCGGUGCCCGCAGGGACCACCUUUCUUAGCCGUCACUGACCGUGAGCAGAGAGCCCGUGCUGCCCGGCGCCCGUGGGGGCCCACGGGCCCAGUCAGCAGAGCAGACGGGGCCUCCUCACGGUCUGCACAGACUUCAUUGUGGACAUUUCUGGGUGCACAGUUCUUGUGCAUGUUUUGGGGGAGGUUUAUUGAUUUUAGGCUUUUAUGUUGGGCCUUGGGUUUUGUUCUUAUUUUAGGGGUUGUUUGGGGGCCUAGGGACGGUCGGCCUCACGGGAGGGUAAUGGGUGGCCUCCCCUGCGGCACUCUCGCAGGGAGGCGGUUCGGUUGUGUUUGACGUGCGUCCCCGGAGUCAUUUCACUUGGUUUCCGCUGUGUGGACAGUUCCAGAGCCCGGCACUUGCCGGAGGCACCGGGGGCUGGAGAAGCCCCAGGUCCCAGACACCUGAAGCCCGGCCCCAGGAGGGAGGAGGGGCUCGUUCAGGAGAAACGGUGGCUCUCAGGCCGCUGGGUGACCGCCGUUCUGUGUACAUUGUCCCGCUUGGGCAGGACUUGAAAGCCUCACGUGCGAACUAUGGAGAAGCGGUCAUCGCCCCACUCCUGGUCUGAGGGGACCCGGGCUGGGCCCCUUGGGCCAGACUGGAGCAGACACCACCAGCCACCCCCCAGCCUGCAAGCGAUGCCGCAGUUACCCAAGAAGAUGGAGAAGCCCGGGCCGGGAGCUGACCUGGUCUUCCCGAGGGGCAGUGCCCCUGGAAAGAUAGAAGUGAGAGAAUCAAGUCCCUGUCAACUUUGGGUCUUGCAAUUGUCGAUGUUUCCAAGGGGACCCUCCAAGAAGCCGAAGCGGCUUCCCAAGGACUCACCCUUUGCUGGGAGUGGGUCUGCACACGUGCCUUUGAUUUCGGACAGAUCAGGCCUCACAGCCACGAUUCAGCUGCCAGAGUCCUGGGCUAAGGGUUGGUGUUCUCUGCAGAGGGGGAAAGGCCCUCUCUCCACCCCUGCUCCCCGCCCAGGAAGUGCAUGUUGCCUGAAGGUGAGCAAGGGGCCCAGGUCUCACGCCUUCAGUGCCCCCUCCCGCCCCCCGCCCCCCACCCCCAGGCCUUGCCUGGGACCCCCCCAGCCCUCCUCCAUCCCCUCCAUCCCCUACACUGACGCCCGGCAGCUCGUGUUCUCUGUUAAAGGGCCGUGGUGAGAUUUUGUUUCCUUUUGUUUUGUUUGUGAGUUUGUUUAAAAUCGAAAUUAGUUAUUUUCUUCUGCUGGACAGUAUUAUAUAGAGCAGGAUAUUGAGUUAAUCUGCUAGAUUGCAGUACUAAUAGUAGUGGUUUAGUGUCUUCAUAUUAAUAUUAUUUGGACUUCUUUGAACAAUAAUGAUAAAGAAGUGGUUCAUUAUUUUUUUAAUUAAUGCACUUUAAUAAGGUAGAAUGGAAAGAAACCCAGAGAGCAAAGUGCAUUACUUAAAGAUGCAGUAUAUACUUUUCUCAUUUUUAAGCAGCACAUAUUUAUUAAAAGAAAAAAAGUAAUUUAUGAUUAUUUAAAAUAAAAUUUAAAAGUAGAGUGACUUUUGGGUGAAAGGACCUUCCGCGGAGCUGUCUUCCAGGGCAGGGCCCCAGCGGCCUCACUCCUCAGACGUCUGCACUGAGCCAGUUCGAUCCGCAUCACGACGGCCAGGCCAGGAAGGCGUGCAGGGCGCAUCUGCCGCGCACAGAGCAUCUCAGUCGGACUGGACCACAGCGCUCCCCAGCGCCUGUCUCUCCCUGCCCUUCCUCACUGUCUGCACUGCCCCGCCGGGCUCUCUACCACCACCAGGGCCCGCAUUUCCCCAGCUCCACCCCACCCCCCAUGACCUUCCCUCCUUGAUCCCCAGUGCUCUAAGGGAUGGUCAUUAAAAGUGACCUCAUAGGUCACACCAUCCCAUCCCUUCCUGUUACUGCAGCCCGAGGACAGGAAACGACUUUCCCAAAAUCACGUAGCUAAGUUGGAUGGCAGACCCCCCACACUGCAUCGGUGCUUGCACUCCUACCCGCCCCCAUUAGAGUUUAUUGUGUGGUCAUCGUGUUUACAUUGUGGCACCCAGCCCUAAGGAUGGCUGGGAGUUGCUCAGGCAUCCAGGAAACGUGGGGAAUGGUGCCACCUGGUGGCAGCAUGUAGAUUUGGGCAGUGAACAGGGAUUGCCAUGCCCCAUCUUUGCCCCUCGCCCCUCACCAUCACCCCCUAGUACACAGCACAGCACAAACCCUGCAAACCGAAAGAGAAUAUUAAUACUUGAAGCAAAAAGGGUGCAUGCCAGUCCCUCUCAGACACAGCCAGGGGAUGCCAGGCCUUGCGCCCCUGGACGCCGAGCCCUCCCCAGGGCAAGAGGGCCUUUCCUUAGAGCUACUGAGCAGCUUUGUGAUGUUGGAGGGUACUGCUAGCAGCAGGUGGAGGAGGGAGGGGCCUGUGGCUCUGACCCAUCUGGAGGAAAACCAGAUCGGACUCAAAAAAGGAAAAAGAAAAAUGAAAUCUCAGCAGUGUCCAAACCUAGUUUUCCAUUAGUUGCGAUUGAAAAUGUGAAAUGACAUUGUACGGCUGUAUACUGCAACUUUAAUCAUAAUGAGCCCUUCUGAGGUCAUUAUUGAGGUUUAUAUAAUGCCUGACGAUGCAUCAUUGGUGCUUUUUCUUUCCGUCGAGGGACUUUUUCUUUUAUUACAAGGGGAAAACAAUGUCUUCAUCUCUCUUCCACUUUAUAACAGCGGGCCUGGCUGGGCUUCCUGGCCCCACCAUGCCAUUUCCACGAGGCCAGGGGAGCGCCGAGGCAGCGAGAGGGGGCUGGGAGGGAGGGACCCUCCACAGCAGGUGUGCCGUUUUGUCUGCUUGGAGCUGCGGUGGGGCCCUGCCUCGCCAGCCCUUGGCCCCGCCCACCGCCAGCCUGGCUCCAGCCGCCGCUCUUUGUUCCUCCUCAAUCCUCCGUCUUGACGAAGGCAUUAUAUAGAAUCAUUUUAAUCACUUUCAGAUGUUAGAGCAGCGUAUUUUACUGGCAUUUAUCCAUCGCUUUCCUCAGCAAGGCAUGUUACUACUCUUAAUCAUCUAAGGAAAAAAGACAAGGGAAUUUUGGUCAAGCAUUAUUUUCAUAUUACUAGUAUUUGCAGAAUAGGCGUAGAACUAUUUAAGUUAGACCUUGGGUUGGUAGUUCGUUUUGUUUUUAAGUGGGGGGAGAGAUAAGGUAACCCCUACUUUUUUUGUAUUUAACUAAUAUAUUAUUUCUUUAAGGUUACUCACUUCCCCUAUUCCCUCCAAAUACUUUGCAUUCUCAAUCAAAAAUGAAAACAAUCUGAGAGACAGGAAACGUGCAAUAUUACCAAGAGGGAUGCCAGGGCUUGUGGGGACGCGCGGGAGGGCCAGUGGCCGCGUCCGUCGGUAGAGGGGGCGGGGGCUGCUGGGAGGAGUCAGAGCCUCGGACCAGACAGGCGGCCUUGUGAGUGUUGAUCUUUUUCCCCUCCUGCCCCACUUCCCUGGCAAGGUGGCAGGGGUCCCCACCAGCAGGCAGCCCCUUUUUCUGUUGGGUGUCAUCCACCCAGAAGAAGGGGAUUCAGGGAAGCAGUGUGGGGCCCCCUGGGGCCCCAGCCCGCAGAGCAGAGCAAGGGCAUCCAGAAACUGUUCCUUGUUUUCAUUUCCGUUUGUCAGCCAGCUGCUAAGAAAGACCUGUCCUACAACACUCCCAGCAGCCCUCUCUCACCCCAUCUCCUGAUGUGUGGGCCAUGAUCCUUUGGAUGUAUGUUUGAGUCUUUCUAAAACUAUGUAACCUCAAGUUCAGUUCAUGGGCAGGAACCCUAGAUGUAAUCAGAUCUUCCUGGGGAAGGCGGGUGCCUUCAGCCCUGUGAGAUAUAUCCCAGUGAGACACCAGUUCCCACAGGCCUGCAGCUGGGCCUGGUGCUAAGCCCGGGCCACCCAUUCAUCUCAAUGACCAGCCGGGGAGCGAGCCCCGCCUCUGCUCAACACCCCAACAGUCCCCAGAGGGUCUCGGAGAAGCAUCUGAGGGGCCCACUCAUGUCUCUGUGGACAGAACUGUCCACCACAGGUACCAAAGCGGCCCCCUCCUAACUUGGCACAGGUAGAGAGCGCAGCAGGGUGGGAAGUCUCUGGGUCCGAGCCCUUGGAGCUCUGCUCCUCGGCUGCGAAGGACAUCCUUGCCGGCUUGUUCCCUCCACCGCCAGUACUGUACACUUGCCGCUCCAUCCCUUCUGUCUGGUGACUUCCUGUGCAAAUGUGGGUCUACGUGCCAAGUGGGACUGUGGCCCCGUGCAUGGGUGUCUCUCCUUGAGUGUGUAUGCCUGUGUACAACCUUUGAGAAUCUUGACGCAGAGCUCUCUGGAAAAAGAACCAUCCACGUAGCUAAAGAAUUAAGAUUCCCUCACUUUUUUGAGGGCCGUGUGCUGUUGAGAAAUUGUGUGUGUGCAUGCACACGCGUGUGAGUGUUGCAAAUUUCCCACUUGAACUAAGUAAAAUGGGGUUCGAGAAGCAGAACACCAGG
Phyllostomus discolor (pale spear-nosed bat) is the source of this 8868-nucleotide messenger RNA. RefSeq names its product SH3 and PX domains 2A (gene SH3PXD2A). The transcript has 15 exons. Gene Ontology annotation, molecular function: protein binding; phosphatidylinositol binding; superoxide-generating NADPH oxidase activator activity. Gene Ontology annotation, biological process: superoxide anion generation. Bases 381 to 3773 code for a protein of 1130 amino acids. Lineage: Eukaryota; Metazoa; Chordata; Mammalia; Chiroptera; Phyllostomidae. The record is from RefSeq and is a predicted model, not a curated record.